CAGUCCAUGUAGCCGAGGCCUUUACGGCCGAAGACGCUUUCAACCGCUUCAAGGAGAAUGUAUAACUACCAAUGUUUAUGACUUUAGUGGAGUGUCUGCACCAUAAAUUAUGGAAGAAGGAUCGGAAAGGAUUUCUACACCGAUCCGCUCGCCUUCAGAAAAAGAUUCUGUUAUUCUUAGCCGUGCUAGUGCUACUAGUUCGCCCUUUGGUUUCCGCAAGGCUGCGCUCAGCCCUCCGACUGGUAUUUUACGAAGGGAGUCCACAGGGUCUUUAUCACCCGAAGGAGAUGAUUUCUUUCGCAGUGCUCAAGAUAAGGAAGACGAUGAAGGAUUUGACACUGACCUGGAGAUCGAAGAAGGCAAAGAAGAGUAUGAUGUAACUGGAAGAGUAACAUAUCUCCAAGCUUGCAGGGAGUCUGGCGUCAUCCCAGCAUCAUAUUUCCAUCGAAACUUGCAACAAGCUGACAUUGACAUCAAGCAUCAUGGCUUAGGACCAAUGGGUGCCAAGGCAAUAGCUGUAGCUUUAGUGACUAAUACAUCAGUUAUCAAGUUAAACCUGGCAGAUAACUGGAUUGGAUCUGAGGGAGCUGGAUACAUUGCUGAAAUGCUGCGAGAAAACUGUUACAUUGCUGACUUGGAUUUAUCGGAAAACAAACUAGGUACAGAUGGAGCAGAGUCUAUAAAAGACAUCUUACUGCACAAUUCAAAUAUCACCAGAUUUGUUGCAAAUGGCAAUGGUUUUGAUGACAGAGCUGUUCAGAUUCUGGCAGAAGCUAUAAAGAUUAAUACCAAAGUGAAGUAUUUGAGCUUGAGUCAUAACCAGUUGGGAGAAAAAGGAGGCCAGUAUUUAGCCCCUGCAAUAGUUGCAAAUGAUAAAAUUGACCAUUUGGAACUGAGCUGGAAUCACUUGAGAAAUAAAGGAGCUUGUGCUGUGGCAUUAUCUUUGAAGGAGAAUUUCACUCUUAAAAUUCUUAACCUGGCAUGGAAUGGAUUUGGAAAUGAUGGGGCGUUAGCCAUGGGUGAAGCUUUAAAAGUGAACACAACGUUACGAGAGCUAGAUCUGACGAAUAACAGAAUAACAGCGGAAGGUGCUGUGUAUUUGGCCAAAGGUUUAAUGGUCAACACUUGUCUUCAGGUGUUGAAGAUUGGAAAGAACCCGAUGCAAAGUCCUGGAGCGUAUGCUCUUGUGAACGCCAUGAAAAAUAACACAGAAUCGAAACUGAUUGAGGUUGAGCUGACGGACAUCACAGUUAAUAAUGACUUUGUGGAGUUAUGUAAGGAAGUACAGCAACUUAGACCCAUGAAAAUUAGACACGGAGGGAAAGGAGGUGCACCAUUUAAACCCAAGACUCGUCCAACGCCCAUGAAGAUACUAAAGAAUUAUAUAGAGGUUAACCAAAUGAGACUGUUGGAUCUUUUCAAUACUCUGGAUAAGGAUAAAAGCAUGAAUAUCACUGUAAAAGAGUUCGCUGAUGGAUUAAAGGAAACCGGAAUUGACAUGAAUUAUACAGAGUUGUACAAACUAAUAGAGAGUUUAGACAGAAACAAAGAUGGGGAAAUUAAUUACAGUGAACUGGUGAUGGGUUCUUUAGAGCAACAGAUAGAAGACCGGAAGGAAAAGAUCAAAGAAAAGGCGCAAAGUGCGAGAAGGAAAAAAAUUUUGUCUCCUUCAUGAUAAUGUUAAUUUUUUCCAAAUUGUAAGCUCUUUACUCUUUACUUCAUAAAAGACAAUCAGAGUAAAGAUAGAUAUCUUUAGGAGCCAAUGAGAAGAAAAAGAAAACACAAGCAAACGGUCAAAAGCGCGGGAAAACGAGGGAAGAAAACGAUGAAAAGCGCGGUAAACUAGGGUAGCGAAGUUGUGAUUGGUUUUUGUUCUGCGUGAUUUGAUUGGUUGAGAGGGUGGCGCGAGUUGUCAAGGAGUGCAGUAAGUCAUAACUAAAGCUAUGGCGGAUCACUUAUGACGUUCAAUUGAAAAUUUCUGUUAGGAUAUGUAAUUCUUACAACUUGAGAGCAAUAGUUCGUGUAGCACCUACUGAGGAAAUCAGAGGAAUGAAUUUCUGAGCUGUAGUCAGUUAACCGACUUUUGUGUGACGGUACUUACAAGAAAUAAUAUUGUUAUUCAGCUGCGAUUUGACCUCCCUCUUAUAAUUACUUGGGAAACAAAAUGAGCUGAUCUUCCUUUUUCGCUUUUUUUUUUUUAUCUCAUAAUUAAUGCGUGCACUCUGAUUGGUUAGUUAAGCAACCGUAGAUCACUUUAUACCACGCUGGAAUUUGAUGCUGAUUUUGUUGCAAAAAUCUCUUGUUACCAUUCGCUAAUUUUUCUCAAUUUUCGUGGCCGCGUGGCACGAAAUCAUUCUUCAAACGUGACAGACACAGUAAGGAUGUGAUGAAUUUUAUAGUACUAGAGCUUUACUUCCUUGAGUAGCGGUGCUCUUUUAACUUAUAGAAAAUAGGUCAUAUAUAUUUUAGGGAAGAACGUAAAUUUAUGUAUACUAGCUAUAAUUACAGGUGAAUUUAGUUGUAAAUACCUAUUUUUAUAAAGUUUAGAUAUUAUAAAUAGAUCAAGUAAAUAUUACUGUUUUUAUA
Molecule: messenger RNA, 2586 nt
Organism: Stylophora pistillata
Lineage: Eukaryota; Metazoa; Cnidaria; Anthozoa; Scleractinia; Pocilloporidae
Molecular function (GO): calcium ion binding; protein binding
Source: RefSeq, a predicted model, not a curated record